This is a messenger RNA of Piliocolobus tephrosceles (Ugandan red Colobus), 2392 nucleotides long. Its product is annotated as disintegrin and metalloproteinase domain-containing protein 10-like. The transcript is spliced from 5 exons. Gene Ontology annotation, cellular component: synaptic membrane; plasma membrane. Gene Ontology annotation, molecular function: metalloendopeptidase activity involved in amyloid precursor protein catabolic process. NCBI's taxonomy places the organism in Eukaryota, Metazoa, Chordata, Mammalia, Primates, Cercopithecidae. Gene Ontology annotation, biological process: membrane protein ectodomain proteolysis; Notch signaling pathway. The record is from RefSeq and is a predicted model, not a curated record. The coding region runs from base 1408 to 2136 and encodes 242 amino acids.
AGAUUUUAAAGGUCACAGAACAAUUGUAAUUUUUUCCCUGUUGAUUAUUAAGAUCAUUUUGCAUAGUUUCAGCUUGCAUGGUCAGUUUUAUGACUGACAGUACUGGUGUGGCAAAGUAAGAACUGCCUGGUGUUAACUAGGUGAAUGAAAUUGAGAAUAGACUGGAAAUUCAGUUGCUAGCUGGCAUUAAGGAACUUCUUGAGGUUAUAGAUCAUGACUUUUGAAUGAGACUGGUCAUAAUUACUAGUUUUUCUUCAGCCUCAUUCAGCUUCAGGAGGAGCUUCUCUCCUCCAUAGUUACACUUCUGAAGUAAGUAAGACACCACUGCGUUCACCAUCAACUCCCUUCAAGGGUGUUGGGGUGGAGCACAAGGGAGUCGAUGGUGAAUGCAGUGGUGUAAUUAUAAUAAUAAUUGACUAUGGGAUUUAAACUAAAUAAGGAAGAAAAAGAAUAUCUUGUGAUAGACAAUAAGGUGGUAGCAUUGGUGAAUUAAAGGGUCUUACUGAUGUUAAAGGGUUGUUGGAGCCUAGAGGGAAUGUACUAAAAAGAUAAGUGGUGGAAAGAAAGUAGAGUACUGGAAGUUGAGAUUAUGAAGCAUUUUCAGUUACCAAUAAUGACAAGUUCAGAAGUGUAACUAUGGAAAUGAGGAGCUGAGGUAGGAAAAAAAUCAUUGGAGAAAAGAACUGAGUGUAUUGGAAAGAUCAUCGUCAUGAAUGAUGAAUGAUGAUGAAUGAAUGAUGAAUGAUGUCAUCAGUCAUGAUGAUGGGGUGGUGUCAGAAAGACUGACAGUGGGUCAGGAUGUAAAAAUAAGGAAAUAAGGGCAGUAGUGACUUGGGUGACAACAAAUGCCUGUAAUGAGUUGAGGUAGUCAGUGAUACAGUCUCAUGACUGUAAAAACUGAGCUACUGUGAGAAUAGUCUUAAUGGUCCUAAGGGAGAAAGUGGUAGAAAGUUGUGUUUUGUGAAAUGAGGAGUAGGGGAGUAUCUUCCCAAGAAUAGGAAGAGUUUUGGGGUUCUCCUUUAUUUUUGCUAGUGUCCUUCUGAUGGAGGUCAGGAAUGCUGCAGAAGGAUUCUCUUGACCCCUGCCAGAUGAUGGACCAGAAACAUAGAUAUUCUCUUGAUGACAGCCAAAUUCAGUAUAUUGGUGAUAGGGUCAGAAUAAUGAGUGAUUACUGUCCUUUUUUAGAAUUGACAAAUCAUCUGUAUGACAAAAAGCUAAAGACCAGUAGUUUUUAUUGACAGAGAACUUAGGAACCUGCUAGGUUUUAACAUUAAAAUGCCUAGCAUAAUGCCUUUUCCAUAGGUGCUCAAUAAACAUUUAUGGUUUUCAUUAGUUAAGACAGUUAAAUUUUUAUUUAUAAGAUAAUUCUCAUUUAUAAUUGGUUAUACCUAAAUAUGUGACAGUAAGAUGUUUCUUCUUUGUAUUUUAGACUAUCCGCAUAAAUACGGUCCUCAGGGGGGCUGUGCAGAUCAUUCAGUAUUUGAAAGAAUGAGGAAAUACCAGAUGACUGGUGUAGAGGAAGUAACACAGAUACCUCAAGAAGAACAUGCUGCUAAUGGUCCAGAACUCCUGAGGAAAAAACGUACAACUUCAGCUGAAAAAAAUACCUGUCAGCUUUAUAUUCAGACUGAUCAUUUGUUUUUUAAAUAUUAUGGAACCCGAGAAGCUGUGAUUGCCCAGAUCUCCAGUCAUGUUAAAGCGAUUGAUACAAUUUACCAGACCACAGACUUCUCUGGGAUCCGUAACAUCAGUUUCAUGGUGAAACGCAUAAGAAUCAAUACAACUGCCGAUGAGAAGGACCCUACAAAUCCUUUCCGUUUCCCAAAUAUUGGUGUGGAGAAGUUUCUGGAAUUGAAUUCUGAGCAGAAUCAUGAUGACUACUGUUUGGCCUAUGUCUUCACAGACCGAGAUUUUGAUGAUGGCGUACUUGGUCUGGCUUGGGUUGGAGCACCUUCAGGAAGCUCUGGAGGAAUAUGUGAAAAAAGUAAACUCUAUUCAGAUGGUAAGAAGAAGUCCUUAAACACUGGAAUUAUUACUGUUCAGAACUAUGGGUCUCAUGUACCUCCCAAAGUCUCUCACAUUACUUUUGCUCAUGAAGUUGGACACAACUUUGGAUCCCCAGUAAGUAUUGUCUAAUUAUUAGCUUAAAAAAUACUUGUUAGUCUGAUUUUUGCGUUGAGUGGUUUAUUUUAAAUUUACAGUGAAACAAAUGUACUUAUAAGUGUUUAGUUUUUAUGUCAGAGCAUGGUAAUGUAUUUGACCAUACUGAAAGGGAGGAAGAUAGAAUGUUUGUGAUUAAAAUAAGAAAAGUAAGCAAAACAAUGCCAGAAUUCUGUGAAGGCAAGGAAUUUCAUCUGGCUUAUUCAGACAAAAUAAUAUCUGUAUCUCUUGG